GAGAAGAGCAGAUUAAAAUAUCACACAAAAAUAGCAAUAAAGAGAUUUGCACCUAGAUCUGUUUCAAACGAAGUAUCCUCCGUCAUUUUCAUAUUACUUCACAAUUAUGCCACAGUUAGUGUUAGUAACAAAUCCACAAAAAAAAUAUAAAGUGGAACAUUUAACAUUUCCGAGGCACCGUGUCUGCGAUUCAACGGCAAAGUUAUGUGAUUCAGUCAAAUGUAACAUAAGAGGUAAUAAACAUAAGCUAUGAAGUCAGAAUUGCGAAAUAUGAAACCAUGAUUGUGAAUUUCUGACAUAAGUUCAAAAGUUUACGAAGACCUAUUUAUAAUUUAUAAUAGCAUGUAUAGUUGUCAAAAAAUAUUCACGUUUUAACUAAAUAUUUUUUCUAAUGUCACAUUUUCUAGUCCCAUUUAAUAGUUAUUACGGUGAUAAGGUCAAAGUAAUUUUUAAAUUGAAGUUAUGGUCAUGAUCAAACACUAAUUCCGACUUGGUAGACACUGAAAGACUUAAUUAUGACUUAAUUAAUUACGACACAAUGUAUGGGCUUGUUUUUCUGUCAUGUAGCGGAAAAUGCCUCCGCAGAAAUACCAAACAUUUUGAACAAAGAUUUCUUUACUACUCAGUAACAGCCAGUAUGUGGUUCGCUGUGCUUCAACCACGUUCGGCUCCAGGUUUGACACUCAUGCGGCCAUGUGAGCCGUAUUUACGCCCCGAAAUGAGCCAAUCACGGGCGGCGUGAGUCACGGUGGGGGACAGCCGGCUGUAACUCCUCUCUGUUCGGUAGCAGCGGUUAUUCUCCAUCCUCCACUUCUGCCAAACAUGGCCGAAUCCUCCGGGAGCAACAAGGCAGCGGGGCGCGUAGGAUACAUCACCCGAGUCCAGAGCUUCAGCGCCUGCCACCGGCUCCACAGUCUUCACCUGAGUGACGAGGAGAAUAAAGAAGUCUACGGAAAGUGCAACAAUCCCUACGGUCAUGGACACAACUACAAGGUGGAGGUGACUGUACGUGGAAAAAUUGAUCCCGUCACCGGCAUGGUCAUGAAUCUGACGGACCUGAAGAGGUGUAUUGAGGAAGUCAUCAUGAUUCCUCUGGACCACAAAAACCUGGACAAGGAUGUUCCGUACUUUGCCAACGUUGUGAGCACCACGGAAAACCUGGCCGUUUACAUCUGGGACAACAUGGCGAAGGCUCUUCCCGCCAGCCUGCUCUACGAGAUCCGGGUUCACGAGACGGAUAAGAACAUCGUAGUAUACCGAGGAGAGUGAGCUGCAGGAGCUUAAAGUCAGUUCUGAUUCUGUUCCUCAACUGACGGGAGGCUCAAAUAAUGUGAUCUUAAGUACGUUUGGCAGAGUAUGAAGGUUUUUCCAUUUAAUUUUAUCCUUAAUUGUCAUUUAAUGUUCAGGGGCCUCAUGCAUAAAAGAGUGCGCAGUUUUCACACUAAAACUUGGCGUAUGGAAAAAUUUAGAAAAGUGCAAAGCACAAAAAAAAUCGGAGGCAUAAAGCCGUCCGCGCACCUUUCCUUUUUAAAUCAUAAUUUGUGGGAAAUAGAGCGCAGCUGCUGGCCCGCCCUGUCGCCACCCAUAAAUACAUAUGAAUUAGUAUAAAUACCCGGAAGUCUCUCACCACGUGAAGCAGUAACCAUGGCAACGUCCUUGUUCGAAGCAGUAUAAGUAUUUAUAAUAAUAAGAAUUAUAUAUUUUUAUUUAAAAGGUGCUCUGAGGACACAUAAUGUCACCUCAUAAAAAUAAAAAAAACAUUUUAAAGAAAAAAAAAAUCCAAAUU
This is a messenger RNA of Xiphophorus hellerii (green swordtail), 1786 nucleotides long. RefSeq names its product 6-pyruvoyltetrahydropterin synthase (gene pts). The transcript is spliced from 6 exons. Gene Ontology annotation, cellular component: mitochondrion. Gene Ontology annotation, biological process: tetrahydrobiopterin biosynthetic process. Bases 823 to 1269 code for a protein of 148 amino acids. NCBI's taxonomy places the organism in Eukaryota, Metazoa, Chordata, Actinopteri, Cyprinodontiformes, Poeciliidae. Gene Ontology annotation, molecular function: 6-pyruvoyltetrahydropterin synthase activity. The record is from RefSeq and is a predicted model, not a curated record.